Parnassius apollo (apollo) is the source of this 1005-nucleotide messenger RNA. Lineage: Eukaryota; Metazoa; Arthropoda; Insecta; Lepidoptera; Papilionidae. The record is from the annotation of a GenBank genome assembly.
AUGCCGAAAUACAAAAGCAAGUCAAAAGUGAAGCGUGGCCAAGCUCUUCAAAACUAUUGGCAAUUGAGAAAUCAGCGGAAAUUCCAUUCAGAAAAUCUGGGCAAAGAUCCGUCAACUGAAUCUAAUGCAUUACAUUCAUCUACGACUAUUGCAAAAACUCACGUUCCGUUCGGUGUUGCAGUUGAUGAGGAGAUUCCGUUGCCAGAUAUUACGGUGAUCCGAAAAAAAAAUACAGAAUCAGUCGCUGGUGCAUCGACGUGUAAAGAAAAGUAUAUUGUCUCCGGUGAUCUGGACAUAAAUACAGCUGUGGUUGCCGGUGCAGUUUCUGUUGGUAUUGGCUACUCACAAUUAGAUGAAUUACUAUCAGCAAUCGAUUUACCUAUGAUGACUGAGCCUCUGUACCAAAAACAGCAUGAGUUUGUUUCUAACGCCUGGGAAAAAGCACUUGGUCAAUCCAUGCAAGAAGCCGCAGAAGAAGAAAAAAGGAUUGCUUUAGAAAAAGGUCGUGUAACCACUGGUGGCAUACCUAUUAUAGAUGUUAUUGCUGAUGGAUGCUGGAAAUGUUUUCACAGCAUUGUGGCCAAGUUAGUUGGGGGUAAAAGAGUAAAUUACUCUCUGCGAAGCGGCUAUCAAGCUAGAUGUUCAGCUUCUGCGGUUACGUUCAAUACUAAAAGAAAACCUACUACAAUAUUGUACAAAACGAUUGUUGGCAAAAGCCCUAAAGGCCGAAUGAGCACUUUCGAUAAUAAGUAUCGGAAACUCAGAGGCUUGAAGAAACGCGCCAAUUAUAAAAAGCCGCAGAAGACGUGUGACGCUAUAACUCAAAAUAAAGAUUAUGGUGAACAAAGCUCUAAACCGGAUAUGGGUGAAGAUGUUCUUAAUUUAAUGAAGGAAACUUUUUUAUCCAAUUUAAAAAAAGUAAAGAAGAAAGAACAUGGAUUGAGCGGCAGACCAUUUUGCAAAGCGAGUCUAGCGAAUGGCUUGAACUUAGACGUUCUUUGUUGA